CAUCUCUCUUUUUCAUUUUAGGUCAUUUCUGAUUUUGACAUGACCCUGAGCAGGUUUGCAUAUAAUGGGAAGCGUUGCCCAUCCUCUCACACUAUUCUGGAUAACAGCAACAUCAUCAGUGAGGAGUGCCGGAAGGAGCUGACGGCGCUGCUUCACCACUACUACCCAAUUGAGAUCGACCCGCACAGGACCAUCCAGGAGAAGCUGCCCCACAUGGUGGAAUGGUGGACCAAAGCACACCAUCUCCUGUGUCAGCAGAAGAUUCAGAAGCACCAGAUCACUCAGGUGGUCCAGGAGUCCAGCGCGAUGCUCCGGGAGGGGUACAAGACGUUCUUCAACACCCUCCACCAGAACGGCAUCCCCCUCUUCAUCUUCUCCGCGGGCGUCGGCGACGUCCUGGAGGAGAUCAUCCGGCAGAGGAAAGUCUUCCACCCCAACAUCCACGUCGUGUCCAACUACAUGGACUUUGACAAAGAUGGUUUCCUACAGGGAUUCAGGGGCCACCUCAUACAUACGUACAACAAGAACUUCUCCGUGUAUGAGGACUCCGGUUACUUCCAGCAGCUUCAGGGCAAAAGCAACAUCCUCCUCCUGGGAGACUCCAUGGGGGACCUCACGAUGGCCGACGGGAUUCCGGGUGUGGAGAACAUCCUCAAGAUUGGCUUCCUGAACGACAAGGUGAAAGAGAGUCGACAGCUGUACCUGGACUCCUACGACAUUGUGCUGGAGAAGGACGAGACUCUGGAUGUGGUCAAUGAGCUGCUGCAGCACAUCCUGCACCCCGGGGACCCGCUGGCGAUGCAGGACUCCUGAGCCGGCUGGCCGGGCCCGCGGGGCUGCCUGCGAGGAGGGCAGGGGGCAGUGCCCGGUGAGCCCGCCCUAGGGGCUGAGCUGCGGGGCUGAGCCUCCCUCCCACCCAACCUCCCUGUGCUCCAGGGGUGGGGGCGGCCCCGGGGGGGCAGCAUGCCUGCCCCUGGCGAGCAGACCUGGGUGCUGGCACGCCAGCAGUUGUCCAGCUCAGAGGGGUCUUUUUUGGUAAAUUUUAAACAUGGACUGGAAAGGUGUUACACCAAAUUCAGUGUGAUGCAGACAAAAUAAUUGGACUCAGGAGGGUGUGUAGGAUGCAGGAACCUCCAGGGAGCCGCUAGGGCCGGGGGAGACCCUGGAGCAGAGCCUGGAUGCGGUGGGCAGGUAGAGCUGUUGGGGGGCAGGGCUUCCCCAGCAACUCUGCAGACAGGUCUGCGGACUCCACACACCAGCCCCCAGCACCGAGUACAAACCCCAUCAUCACCAAGGGAGGGUUGGGGGGCUGAGGGUGCAUUCAGCAGCCUUGUUGGAUAUAAAACCCGACAUGGGGGCCUUGGGGGGUCUCUUGGCUGGUGGCUUGUUUCUUGCCUCUUCACUGAAUCUCAGUGUGCUCUUGGGGUCCAGGUCAGCGGAACUGGUAGGACCCCUAAUCAGCUUGUCUUUCUUUCCCUGAGUUACUCAUUUCCCUGUCUUUU
This is a messenger RNA of Condylura cristata (star-nosed mole), 1502 nucleotides long. It is a transcript of the gene NT5C3B, whose product is annotated as 5'-nucleotidase, cytosolic IIIB. Gene Ontology annotation, molecular function: 5'-nucleotidase activity; magnesium ion binding. The transcript has 7 exons. Lineage: Eukaryota; Metazoa; Chordata; Mammalia; Eulipotyphla; Talpidae. Bases 40 to 813 code for a protein of 257 amino acids. The record is from RefSeq and is a predicted model, not a curated record. Gene Ontology annotation, cellular component: cytoplasm.